CCGUGGCCACAAACCACCACUCCCCGCACCCGCAAAGAAGAUUUCCCGAUGGCCUCCUCGUCGAUCCUUCAGCAGCUCCUACUUCAGGCUCCCCCCCAGCGGCGCACCUUCUGGCGGCGGCGCUGGGUAAACCUCCCCCCAACGGCAGCGACGACGAUGUCGGAGGCCUCGGCGGCGGAGGAGGCGGUUGGUGAGGAGAGGUUGGAUCCGCGAGUAGAGAAGCGGGAAGGAGGGUACUGGGUGCUGAAGGAGAAGUACCGGACCGGGAUAAACCCGCAGGAGAAGGUGAAGUUGGAGAAGGAGCCGAUGAGUCUGGUGAUGGAGGACGGGAUUCUGGAACUGUCAGCGAAGAGCAUGGAGGAGAUCGACGCAUCCAAGAUUUUCAAGAACGACAUCGACGUCCGCCUCAAGUGGCUCGGCCUCUUCCACCGCCGCAAGCAUCAAUAUGGGCGAUUCAUGAUGCGGCUGAAGUUGCCCAACGGUGUGACGACCAGCGAGCAGACGCGGUACCUGGCCAGCGUCGUGGCCAACUACGGCGAGCAGGGAUGCGUUGACAUCACAACCCGCCAGAAUUGGCAGAUCCGCGGCGUCGUCCUCCCCGACGUGCCCACCAUUCUGCAAGGCCUCGCCGCUGUCGGCCUCACCAGCCUCCAAAGCGGCAUGGACAACGUCCGCAAUCCCGUCGGCAACCCCCUCGCCGGCAUCGAUCCUCUGGAGAUCGUUGACACCCGCCCCUACACCCAGCUUCUCACUGAACUCGUCACCGACAACUCCCGGGGCAACCCCGCCUUCACCAACCUGCCAAGGAAAUGGAAUGUGUGCGUGGUGGGAUCUCAUGACCUCUUUGAGCAUCCUCACAUCAAUGACCUCGCCUACAUGCCCGCCGUCAAGGAUGGAAAACUCGGCUUCAAUCUCCUUGUUGGUGGAUUCUUUAGCCCUAAGAGAUGCGCUGAGGCCAUCCCUCUUGAUGCUUGGGUCCCCUCCGACGAUGUCGUCCCACUGUGCAAAGCCAUUCUCGAGGCUUACCGCGACCUCGGUAGCAGAGGCAACCGACAGAAGACCCGAAUGAUGUGGCUCAUCGAUGAACUCGGCAUGGAAGUAUUCAGAUCAGAGGUGGAGAAAAGGAUGCCAGAGAAGAAGUUGGGCAGAGCAGUCGAAGAGGAAUUGGUGCAAAAGCCAUGGGAAAGAAGGAGCUUACUCGGCGUCCACCCCCAGAAGCAAGUUGGUCUCUCCUUCGUUGGCCUACAUGUGCCGGUGGGGCGGCUCCAGGCCAACGAGAUGCUCGAGCUUGCCCGCCUCGCCGACGAGUAUGGCUCUGGCGAGCUCCGACUCACCGUCGAGCAGAACAUCAUCAUCCCCAACGUCAAGAACUCGCGACUGGAUGCGCUACUCUCAGAACCGCUCCUGAAGGAGAGGUUCUCCCCGCAACCGUCACUGCUGAUGCGAAACCUGGUGGCGUGCACGGGAAAUCAGUUCUGUGGGCAGGCUAUCAUCGAGACGAAGGCACGAGCACUGAAGGUGACAGAGGAGGUGGAGAGGCGGGUGGCGCUGCAGAUGCCAGUGAGGAUGCACUGGACCGGGUGCCCCAACACCUGCGGGCAGGUGCAGGUGGCUGACAUCGGAUUCAUGGGGUGCAUGGCGAGGGACAAAGAGGGCAAAGCGUGCGAAGGCGUCGACAUCUACUUGGGUGGGAGAAUUGGGAGCGAUUCACACCUCGGGGAGCUGUACAAGAAGGCGGUGCCCUGCAAGGACUUGGCACCGGUUGUGGUUGACAUUCUCGUUGAUAAAUUUGGGGCGGUGCUUCGAGUUGGAGAGGAAGACGAUGAAGAAGAAGGAGAGCUUGGAGGAAACUAGAAAGAAGGAAUAUUGAUUUUGGGGGUCUUUAACCAAGUGUAGCUUGGCCUGAACGGUUUUAGAUGGCAAGAUGGUUGGUUAUAGAAAAAAGGUAAUUAAAUUCCUCCCGAGUUUAAUUCACUGAAAUAAUCUCUUGGUAUU
This is a messenger RNA of Zingiber officinale, 1995 nucleotides long. RefSeq names its product ferredoxin--nitrite reductase, chloroplastic-like. Lineage: Eukaryota; Viridiplantae; Streptophyta; Magnoliopsida; Zingiberales; Zingiberaceae. The transcript is spliced from 4 exons. Bases 49 to 1854 code for a protein of 601 amino acids. Gene Ontology annotation, molecular function: iron-sulfur cluster binding; heme binding; oxidoreductase activity. The record is from RefSeq and is a predicted model, not a curated record.